AUGGACAAAGUAACGAUUGUAUUUGUUCUUGGAGCACCUGGGUCCGGCAAAAGGACACAGUGCGAAAAGAUUGUAGAGAAUUAUGGGUGGACUCACUUGUCUACUGGCGACUUGCUGCGGGAGGAAGUGCUGGCUGGCACGGAAUUGGGUCAGCAGGUCAACGAGAUCAUGGCGUCAGGCCAAAUGGUGCCAACUGACCUGAUCCUCGAGAUGCUGACCAACGCCAUGGCUAGCAGCGGCUCCUCCCGCUUCCUCAUUGACGGCUUCCCGAGGACUCUGGACCAACUUAUGGAAUUCCAAACACAGGUCAAGCCGUGCGACGGCGUCCUGGUGUUCAGCGUGCCUGAGGAGGUGGCGGUGGAGCGACUGCUGGCCCGGGGGGUAACCUCGGGUCGCGUGGACGACAACGAAGACGCCAUUCGCGAGCGCAUGAAUCUGUUUUGGAGCGACUCCCAGCCGGUGAUUGAGUUCCUGGCGGACAGCGGCGGCAAUCUGCAUGAAGUGGACUCCGCAGCGCCGGAGGAGGAGGUGUUUGCGGCGGUGGAGCCCUUCAUGGACGAGAUGGACGAGCUAGGUGAGAGCACACUGUGGAGUGUAGGUGUGUGUAGGGUAAAGAAGGGGGAAAACAAUAGAUAUUACAAGUUACAUAUCAUAUCACCAAAGGGAAAAAAUGUUAUUAUGCAUGGAGAAAAAUGA
Messenger RNA from Volvox carteri f. nagariensis, 696 nucleotides. RefSeq names its product adenylate kinase (gene adk5). Gene Ontology annotation, cellular component: cytoplasm; cytosol. The record is from RefSeq and is a predicted model, not a curated record. NCBI's taxonomy places the organism in Eukaryota, Viridiplantae, Chlorophyta, Chlorophyceae, Chlamydomonadales, Volvocaceae. The transcript has 5 exons. Gene Ontology annotation, biological process: nucleoside triphosphate biosynthetic process. Gene Ontology annotation, molecular function: ATP binding; AMP kinase activity. The coding region runs from base 1 to 696 and encodes 231 amino acids.